Pyrenophora tritici-repentis Pt-1C-BFP is the source of this 3392-nucleotide messenger RNA. Lineage: Eukaryota; Fungi; Ascomycota; Dothideomycetes; Pleosporales; Pleosporaceae. The record is from RefSeq and is a predicted model, not a curated record.
AUGUGGACUGAUGACUUGAUUGGGGACAAGACCCCCCCGUAUGCGAUCUUGUCGCACACCUGGAAAGAAGGGCAGGAGGUGACAUUUACCGAUCUGAAAGGCCUAGACAACGCAGCAGAUGCCAACGCGCGGAACAAGGAAGGGUAUCAGAAGCUUCGCUUUUGUGCGCAACAGGCUAAGCGCGACGGUUUGGAAUACUUCUGGGUAGACACCUGCUGCAUCGACAAGUCAAACAACACGGAACUGUCAAAAGCGAUCAACUCUAUGUUCCGAUGGUACCAGAACGCCAAAAAGUGUUAUGUCUUCCUUUCAGAUGUCGGCAGUGACACUUUAGAAGGUGAUGACGAGACGGCGUUCAAGCAGAGCAGGUGGUUUAAACGAGGCUGGACCCUCCAGGAACUUCUUGCUCCCCAUUCUGUUGAGUUCUUCUCUAAAGAGGGAGUGCGGCUGGGGGACAAGGAGUCGCUCAAGCACACUAUACACGAGGUUACCGGAAUCUCCAUGAAAGCUCUGUCAGGGAGCGACUUGUCCGAGUUUGACAUUGCCAAGCGUUUCUCUUGGGCAGCGAAUCGGCAGACGACAGAGGAAGAAGAUGAAGCAUAUUGUCUGUUCGGCAUAUUCGGCGUUCACCUACCACUGAUCUACGGCGAAGGCAAAGAGAGAGCGUUGAAACGAUUGAAGAAAGAGAUAGAGACUUCCGAGGAUGCCUCUGUGAAUAAUACGAAGACUCGCAGCCGAAGCCAAGAGGAGAGAAUCAGCAAGAUCUGCAGCUGGCUUUCAGCGCCUGACCCAUCCACAAACUACUACAAAGCGCACAAACAGCGCCAGGCUGAGACUGGGCUCUGGCUACUGGAAAGCGCAAAUUUCAUAGAAUGGAAAGAGAGAGCACUGUCACGACUGUGGCUGUACGGGAUCCCAGGAUGUGGAAAGACUAUCCUGAGCUCUACUAUCAUCGAGCAUCUACUACAGUACUGCCAUGGUAACAUUAGCAUGGUGACGACGUACUUCUACUUCGACUUCAAUGACAUACAGAAACAGGAUCCGGAGUUGAUGCUCCGCUCAUUGCUCUGCCAGCUCGUGCAGCGUUCGAUUACGAUACCUAAAGGCGUUGACGCAUUGUUCUCGUCCUGUGAGAACGGGCAACGAUGGCCAUCAGUGAAUGCGCUUUUGGAAGUAACACAGCAGGCCGCGCGAGAAUUUACGCAGGUUUACGUUGUUGUCGAUGCUCUCGACGAAUGCAUACAGCGCUCGGAAUUGAUGGACAUGCUUGAAACAAUAGCUAGCUGGCGGCUUGAUAAUCUACAUCUGCUUAUGACCAGCCGAAAAGAGCGGGAUAUCGAGAAGUAUUUGGAGGGCUACGUUAAGGAAGAGGACGCGGUGUGUCUUCAAAGGGACGUAGUGGACCAGGACAUACAACGAUACGUUCAACAAAGGCUGCGUGACGACAAGAGCUUGGCAAAAUGGAAUAGAGACGCUACUGUUAGGCAAGAGAUCGAGGCGGCACUAAUGUUUGGAGCCCGCGGAAUCCAUCUUCGAAAGACAGGAGACGACAUGGAACGGAUAAGUCACCUAGCGAUGGACUUAAUGAAUAUUGAAAAGCCUGCAUUUCUCACCUGGAUCCGGUUGUAUGAUCCGGACCGUCCUGGAGAGAGGCAAAACUUGGAGAGAAGUCUAGAUAGUAUACCCCCGCCGCUCUAUUAUGCAGCAGAGUUAGGCUUAAGGACGAUUGCGAGAUUACUACUUGAUCAAGGUGUCGACGUCAACGCACAGGGCGGACGCUACGGUAAUGCUCUACAGGCGGCUUCACGUAAAGGCCGCUGGCAGAUAGUCGAGAUGCUGCUCGACAAGGGCGCCGAUGUUAACGCGCAGGGUGGAGAGUAUAGCAACACACUAUAUGCAGCUUCGCGCAUAGGCCACUGGAAAAUAGUAAGAAUGCUGCUUAACAAGGACGCCGACGUUAACGCGCAAGGUGGAUACUUCGGUAACGCACUGCAAGCCGCUUUAGCUAGAGGCCACGAGCAGAUAGUUGAGAUGCUGCUCGACAAGGGUGCUGAGGUUAACGCACAGGGCGGACGCUACGGUAAUGCUCUACAGGCGGCUUCACGUAAAGGCCGCCGGCAGAUAGUCGAGAUGCUGCUCGACAAGGGCGCCGAUGUUAAUGCGCAGGGUGGAGAGUACGGCAACGCACUGCAGGCAGCUUCAGCAGAAGGCCACGAGGCGAUUGUGAAGCUGCUGCUCGAUAAGGGCGCCGAGGUCAACGCGCAGGGUGGACACUACGGCAAUGCACUGCAGGCAGCUUCAGCUAGAGGCUACGGGCAGGUAGUCAAGGCGCUGAUCGACCGGGGCGCCGAGGUGAACGCGCAGGGUGCAAUCUACGGCAAUGCACUGCAGGCAGCUUCAGUUAGAGGCUACGGGCAGGUAGUCAAGGCGCUGAUCGACCAGGGCGCCGAGGUCAACGCGCAGGGUGGAGUCUAUGGCAGUGCACUGCAGGCAGCUUCAGCUAGAGGCUACGGGCAGGUAGUCAAGACACUGAUCGACCAGGGCGCCGAGGUCAACGCGCAGGGUGGAGAGUACGGCAAUGCACUGCAGGCAGCUUCAGCUGGAGGCUACGGGCAGGUAGUCAAGGCGCUGCUCGACAAGGGCGCCAACGUUAACGCGCAGGAUAAAGACUUCGGCAACGCACUGCAGGCAGCUUCAGACGGAGGCCACGAGCAGAUAGUCCAAAUGCUGAUCGACCAGGGCGCCGAGGUCAACGCGCAAGGUGGAGAGUACGGCAACGCACUGCAGGCAGCUUCAGACGGAGGCCACGAGCAGAUAGUCCAAAUGCUGCUCGACAAGGGCGCCGAGGUCAACGCGCAAGGUGGAGAGUACGGCAACGCACUGCAGGCAGCUUCAGCUAGAGGCCACGAGCAGGUAGUCAAGACACUGAUCGACCAGGGCGCCGAGGUCAACGCGCAAGGUGGAGAGUACGGCAACGCACUGCAGGUAGCUUCAGACGGAGGCCACGAGCAGAUAGUCCAAAUGCUGCUCGACAAGGGCGCCGAGGUCAACGCGCAGGGUGGAGAGUACGGCAACGCACUGCAGGCAGCUUCAGCUAGAGGCCACGAGCAGGUAGUCAAGACACUGAUCGACCAGGGCGCCGAGGUCAACGCGCAGGGUGGAGAGUACGGCAACGCACUGCAGGCAGCUUUAGCUGGAGGCUACGAACAGGUAGUCAAGGCGCUGCUUGAUGCGGGUGCUCAUCAACAUCAGGAAGGCAACACUGUAUCAGGGUCCGAAUAGCAUCGCUCAGGCCCUAAGCAGGUAUUUUUAGGUGCGUAGUAAGCAUCUGUCAGAUAUUCACUCUCAUCUGGAAUACUGAUGAAAUAGGUAAUAAUGGUGAUGAUAUUGAU